This is a messenger RNA of Trichoderma virens Gv29-8, 1017 nucleotides long. RefSeq lists its product as uncharacterized. The transcript is spliced from 8 exons. NCBI's taxonomy places the organism in Eukaryota, Fungi, Ascomycota, Sordariomycetes, Hypocreales, Hypocreaceae. The record is from RefSeq and is a predicted model, not a curated record. Bases 1 to 1017 code for a protein of 338 amino acids.
AUGCUUAUGGAGCAUCAUGCUGUUGCUUGGCGGGCCAUUACUCAAAUGUCGAUUGAUAGUCUGACGCCUCGUGUCAAGCAGCACUCCAUGACAGUCAGCGCCACGGAUAAUACCUCGACUGCUGCUCGUCCUCCGAGGCACGGAGAUCUUGCGGUCGAGGACGUCGUCUCAUUCAUGCUUCUUUCACCCCGUGAACGUGUCGGAAAGGUUCCGCAACUUCUACGAGCACGACUAACAGGACUCGAGGCGUUGCGAUUGGGCAUGCACAGAGGCUUUUCGCAGGCUAAACGAGGCGCGGUGCCGUCUAAUGUGCGGUACGACAACAUGUACUUGGCCGUUGCCAUUAUUAAUGCGCAGCGCACAAGUCCCGACAUUGCACUCGCUCUACUACUACCUAGAGGCAGUAGACGCGGGCCUUGGCUCAUGUUGGACAUACAUACAUAUGUACGAAUACGCCAAGGCGUGCAGCUGCCGGCAUAUCGCUGGCGAUGCCCUUGCCCAUGUACUGGCAAGCUGACGAGCUGCUCUGCUCUGCUCCGUCCUGGCCUGGCCUGGCCUAACCCUGCUCCCUCCAGCAUCUUGGCAUCGCCCGGGACGAAUGACUUUGCGCUCUCCGUAUUUCGUACAUGCCGGCACAACUCCCAGGUGCACCCCCUUUCCGCCAAGGAGGCUGUUCUGGCCUGGAGGAGCCGAAUCUGGCUGGACCAAAGUCUCAAUCCUACGCGGCUACACCUUCAAUAUCUUCCGGAGCUGUGUGCUGUCUCGACGUUGCAUUCUUCAGCUGCCUCCUCUGGACGUGGGCGCCAUCCAGCUCAGGGCUGGUCGGGGAUCCGCAAGGGUUACCACCCGGUAAUGUGCUGCCGUCGUAUUGAGAUGGGUGAGCACAUGUGGAUGGAGCACAAGUACAAGUACGAGUACCUGCCUCCAACCCUGAGGUCAUCAUGGCCACGGCCAGGAUUCAUGUUAGAUAGGCGGCUCAUCUGCUUUGCCAGAUACGGGCUGGCGCCGCUGGAAUAG